AUGUCAGGAAGGACCCUCGGCGGAGGUCGCAUAGGAAGUGGUCGUUCUCUUGGUCCAGCGCCCUCCGCCUCGAAGCCACCACUACCUGUUCCCGACCAUGUCCUCUCCCCUACGGAUAGCAGUGCCUCGCAAGAUGGAUCAGGCAGUGGACAUUCGACUCCUCCUCCCUCAGAGCCCCAAGACAUCGCGUCCCGCAUAUCACUAGAAAAUGGCCAUCCCACCCUUCCAUUGGUACCGCCAUCUGGCGAUCGCCUGGCAUGCCCCAUCUGCAGCGAGGAGAUGGUCACUCUCCUCCAGCUAAAUAGACACUUAGACGAUGCACAUAGAGAAAUAGAAGAUCGGCAGCAAGAUGAAGUCAAGGACUGGUUCAAGCAGCAAAUGAACAAGGCCAAAAAGUUUCAACCACUUGCUGUACUGAAUCAGAAACUCAAAGGCCUCGACGUCUUCGAGUCUAACGACGAGGUUGCACGAAGUAGUACUCCUACACCUCGAAGAGAAUCACAUACACCUACUCAGAGAGCUAGAUCCGUAUCACCUGUUCCACCGCCCAAGGCCGCUCCUGCUCCGCCUGAUCCAGACGAUGUGGUCACUAAACAGCACUGGCAACGACGGUCUGGGAACGAUAUCUGCUCAGAUCCUAUCUGUGGAAAGAGAUUGGGUGGCACAGCUAACGGUAUUGUGAACUGCAGGCAUUGCGGCAAGUUGUUCUGCGACGAACAUACCAUGUACCAGAUGAAGCUGUCUAGAUCGGCCCAGCACGAGCCAGUAAGAGGGUUUUGGUGUCGAGUUUGUGAGACGUGCUACAAGAGUAGGGAUGGCUACAACGACAAGCAUGGUACAGAGAGAGACAGACACGAAGUCUUCUCACGUUCUAGACAAGACACAGUGGGCAAGCGAAGCAUGGAAGUCUCAAGACUCGAGAAGCGCCUCUCGAGAUUAACACAACUUCUUGCCAACCCUCCAGAAGAGCUGCCUCAACCGAACAGGCGAUGGUCCCUAGCAGCAUGGGGUCAGAACGAUUCGAAGAAACUUCUCGAGCAGACUGUCGUUGGUUGGGAAAACGAUGCCGAUGUCCUCCGUUGUCCAUACUGCCAGCAAGAUUUUUCUCAGUACACAUUCAGAAGGCACCAUUGCAGGACUUGCGGCAAAGUCGUCUGCGGGGAUCCGACUACAGGUUGCUCUAAAGUCCUAGGCUUAAAUGUUGCUACCAAUUUCCAGGACUCAUUGACCUCGCCAGCAAUCGCGACUUUCAAUCGAGCGUAUGACAAUCUACUAGAAUUUGAACGAGGUAUUCGCCUUAUGCUUCCGAGAUUUCAAAAGCUGCUACAGGCAUUACAGGACCCGGAAGCGGCCCCUACUUCGACCCAAAUUGCCGACGCGUCACGAACUCGAAAGCGCUUGAUGGAUGCAUUCACACAGUACGACACCGCAGCUCGCCGAAUUCGAGAUAUGCCCAGCAUAUCUCCUACUCAACUCAAGCUGCAGAAGGCAAUAUACCAGAACGCAAGUCAAUUCCUGCAUCUACACAUGCUUCCACUCAAAGCACUUCCGAAAAUUCUCAAGCACGCGACACCGAACGGCGAUAGUCGUGCCAACUCGCUCGCGCCACCUGGACCAUCACCAUUACAAGGUGGACCUAGAAGUCAGAGUGCAUUAGCAUCCAUCCGAUACAACCAUAUGCGCAACGACUCAUCGUCCAAUAUCUCCUUGUCAUCUGUGACUUCCUCACGUAUCUCCGAACUUGAAGCAGAAGAGAAAUCUCUGCGAGAACGUCUCAUUAUUCUUGAAGAGCAGAAAUUCAUGGUCCAGGAAAUGGUAGCAGACGCUAACAAGCGGAGGAAAUUCGACGAGGUUGCAGCUCUAGCUGGAAAUAUUGAAGACCUCAGUCGAGAAAUAGAUGGUAUUCAGGGUAUGUUGGACAACAUGGAUUUUGAAGGGGCGUAUCGCGAAGCUGGUACACAAAGACCCGGUAAUGGGUUGGGUUCCGGUGUUGCUAGUCCUGCGAGGCGUGAAUCAGGUCUGAUCAUGAAUCAGAGGCAGCCGGAGCAGGCGAAGGAUGGUGGCAAUGGAUAG
Lithohypha guttulata is the source of this 2073-nucleotide messenger RNA. RefSeq names its product carboxypeptidase Y-deficient (gene PEP7). Gene Ontology annotation, biological process: DNA repair. Gene Ontology annotation, molecular function: DNA binding; metal ion binding. The record is from RefSeq and is a predicted model, not a curated record. The transcript is spliced from 2 exons. NCBI's taxonomy places the organism in Eukaryota, Fungi, Ascomycota, Eurotiomycetes, Chaetothyriales, Trichomeriaceae. Bases 1 to 2073 code for a protein of 690 amino acids.